Zymoseptoria tritici IPO323 is the source of this 1665-nucleotide messenger RNA. RefSeq lists its product as uncharacterized. Gene Ontology annotation, cellular component: membrane. Gene Ontology annotation, molecular function: carbohydrate:proton symporter activity. The record is from RefSeq and is a predicted model, not a curated record. The coding region runs from base 1 to 1665 and encodes 554 amino acids. Lineage: Eukaryota; Fungi; Ascomycota; Dothideomycetes; Mycosphaerellales; Mycosphaerellaceae. The transcript has 9 exons. Gene Ontology annotation, biological process: carbohydrate transport; transmembrane transport.
AUGUUUGGAAUGAAAGAUCGUUACUUUGGCCUCAGAGGAGGAUGGCUGACCUUUGCAGUGACUGUUGCGUGUGCAACCGACAUGACCUUAUUCGGCUACGAUCAGGGUGUUUUCGGAGGCGUCAUUGUCACGAAGGACUUCCUUGAGACUCUCGGGAUAGAGACCAACAAGAGCAUGCAGGGCACUGUCACUGCCAUUUACGACAUCGGUUGCUUCUUCGGCGCCAUUGCAGCAUACUUCAUAGGCGACAUGAUUGGACGCAAGAAGACGAUCCUGAUAGGAACAACGAUCAUGAGUGUCGGCGCUAUCUUACAGAUCACCGCGUACAGCGUACCUCAUAUGAUCGUCGGACGCAUCGUGGCGGGCAUCGGGAACGGCUUGAACACAUCGACAGCGCCACCAUGGCAGGCCGAGACUUCUAAGGCGGCUUGGAGAGGCAAGCUGAUCGUCAUUGAGCUGAUCAUGAACAUUGCAGGCUUCAGCCUCUCCAAUUGGGUGACCUACGGCUUCUCUUUCCUCGGAGGCGGAUUGGCCUGGAGAGUCCCGCUGGCACUUCAGUUCAUUUUCAUAGUCAUUCUAUACGCCACGGUUCCAUGGCUACCGGAGUCACCAAGAUGGCUUGUUCAGAAGGACCGAGUCGAAGAAGCUGAGCUGAUUCUUGCCGACAUCGAAGGCACAUCGAUCGAAGACCCAUACGUACAGACCGAGCUGGCAGAGAUCAAGUUCUCAACCGCCUACGAGAGGGAGCAUUCAGUUCGGAUCCGGGACCUACUUAUGGGCAAGAAGAACACUUCCGCCGCAGGGACAGCAACGCUUCGCCGAUUGUUUCUCGGCAUGGGCGCUCAGGCUAUGCAACAACUUUCAGGCAUCAACGUCACUUCUUACUACUUGCCCACGGUCCUGAUCGAAUCCGUCGGCUUUGGCGAAACCAUGGCCAGAUUGCUCGCCGCUUGCAACAGUGUCAGCUAUCUCCUCUUCUCGCUCAUCGGUAUCCCGAAUGUCGAAAGAUGGGGUCGCCGAAAGAUGCUCAUGUACGCCGCUGCCGGACAAGGCUUUUGCUAUCUCAUGAUCACAAUCCUUCUGGCACUCAGUGAUAAGCCGGGCUUUGCACAUGCCAGCGAGGUCGCUAGCGCGAGUGUGGCGUUCUUCUUUUUGUACUACGUCUUCUUCGGCAUUGGAUUCCAGGGCGUGCCUUGGCUGUUGCCCUCUGAGAUCAACGGCUUGGCGAUGCGGAAUAAGGGAGCCGCUUUGGGCACAGCAACUAAUUGGAUCUUCAACUUCAUGGUCGUCGAAAUCACCCCGAUUGGCAUCCAAAACCUCGGCUGGAAGUUUUACAUCGUCUGGCUAGUGAUGAACAUGAGCUUCGUACCGUUCGUCUACUUCUUCUAUCCGGAGACCGCCGGCCGCACUCUGGAAGACCUCGACCGAUACUUCGCCUCGCCCGCAGGCAAGAAGGUCUUCGUUCACCGCGAUAAGGUUGCGACAUCAUCCAAGCGACCUCUGGAGUACAUUGAGCGGGAGGAGAACCAGAUUCGCCGAGCUUCAUCUGUCAACCCACGUGCGGCAAGCCUGGCUGCGGCACACAAUCGUUCUCACUCGAUCGACUUUACUGCGGGCAAUACCGAUGCGGAGAAACAGUCGAUGUAUGGAAAGGAGAAUAUUUAG